Molecule: messenger RNA, 1644 nt
Organism: Closterium sp. Yama58-4
Lineage: Eukaryota; Viridiplantae; Streptophyta; Zygnematophyceae; Desmidiales; Closteriaceae
Source: the annotation of a GenBank genome assembly
AUGGCCACCCUCAGCGUCCUCGAGUUCAAUCCUGAGGGCAGUCCGAUUAAGUUUGAGACUUGGCUUCAGGACCUCCAGCUGUACCUGCUGAGCGAUUCGAAAGACAAUGUCACACUGUUUGACCUCACCUCUGGAGCCUGUCCUACCCCUCCCGACACUGCUGACAGUACGACUCGCUCCCAGUGGCUUACUCGUGACGCUGCCGCUCGCCUAGCCGUUCGCAACCACCUGCCGAUAGCCGAACGCGCUCAUUUUGACCAGCCUAAAACUGCCAAAGCUCUGUAUGACGCUGUAGUCGCCCGCUACUCUUCCCCUGCCACUGCAGCUCUCGGCCGCCUUAUACUGCCCUACCUGUUUCCCGAGCUGUCCUCCUUUGCCACAGUUGCGGACCUCAUUACCCACCUUCGCACUAGCGACGCUCGCUACCGCGCUGCCCUCCCAGCCGAGUUCGUCCCCAAGAACGAGCCCCCGAUUUACAUCACUCUCUAUUUUAUAGUCACCCACCACCCUGACUCUCUUCGCGCAGUCAGGGACCACUUUCUCGCCCUUAACCCCACCAAGAUCACUAUCGACCUGCUCGAGGAGCACCUCCUUGCAGCUGAGACUAGUGCAGUCGCUGUAGGUGCUACUCGUGGCACUCCUCGCACGCCCUUCUUUGAGGGGUGCUCCCCCUCCCCCCUUGCCCCCUCUGUUGCUUCUGCUGCUGCUGUCGACUUCCUUGGUGCUGAGGAGGUCGGUGCUGCCUCUGCUCCUAGUGGGAAGCGCCACAGCAGCACGGGCAAGAGAGGCAAGAGCGGGGGGGUGGCGGCGGGGGGGGGUGGUGGUGGAGGCGGUGGAGGCGGUGGCGGUGGAGGCGGUGGCAGUGCGAGUGGUGGCGGGAGUGGUGGAGUCGGUGGCGACGGUGGCGGCGGUGCUGGGGGUGGUGGUGGUGGUGGCAGCAGUGGGAGUGGUGGCGGCGGUAGUGGCGGCGGAGGGGGUAGUGGCGGCGGCAGUGGUGGUGGUCGGGCUGGAGCCAGUCAGCGGCAGCAGCAGCAGCGUCAGGGUGAGACCCUCACGCCCCAGCAGCUUCAGCAGUGGUACGCUCAACGUCUGGCAUCUAGGGGUAGUGAUCGCUGCCCGUAUGUCAUUCGCACAGGGGACCGCGCUGGUCAGACAUGCGGGAAGUUUCACACCCAGCACCGCUGUUUCUCCCGCCUAGACGACGCUUGGCGCACUGAGUAUGGUGAUGAGGUUGAAAUGCCCCCUGGGAAGAGCUGCUUAGGGCUGGUGUUGAUAUCUUUGCUCUUUGACGAUGAUGUUAUUCUUGCUGGCAUGUAUGCUAUGACUGUUAGUGCUGAGGGUGACUGUUACUUGUGUGUGCCGCCUGACCCAGGUAUAGAGGCUGCUGCUCUAGGUGCUAGUGAGUCUGCUCUACUGCGCCUUCUGAUGCCUUACACACCUUCACGCUUGACUCAGGUGCUUCUCGCUGUUUCUUUCGCGACAGUACCACAGUCACACCACUCACUAGACCCGUUGCAGUUUCCCUGGCUGACCCCUCUGGGGGCCCGGUUCUUGCACGUUCCUCCACCGUGCUCUCGUAUCCAGCGGUUCCGUCCGGUUCACUGUCAGGUCUCCACCUCCCCUCGUUCUCGACGAACUUGGUGA